AUGGAUAAUGUUAUAGAGAUUGAAGGAAUUGAAGAUAUAAAAGAAAUAACAUGUGAACCUUUGAAUGUCAACAAAAUUACUAAAGAAAUAAAAGAGAAAUAUGAUUAUGAAGUAAUAAGUAUUAGGAAUAGUGGAUAUAUUCCAAAGACAAAAGUUAGUGUUAAUGAAGAAUUGAUGGAAGUAAUUAAUAAAUUGGAGGAUGGACUGAAUGAAGUUGAAGAUGUAGUAAGAAUUUACAAUAAUUUUGAAUAA
Messenger RNA from Entrophospora sp. SA101, 252 nucleotides. Lineage: Eukaryota; Fungi; Glomeromycota; Glomeromycetes; Entrophosporales; Entrophosporaceae. The record is from the annotation of a GenBank genome assembly.